Molecule: messenger RNA, 2437 nt
Organism: Elaeis guineensis (African oil palm)
Lineage: Eukaryota; Viridiplantae; Streptophyta; Magnoliopsida; Arecales; Arecaceae
Source: RefSeq, a predicted model, not a curated record
UUAUCCACCACACACCAUUUAUAUAUAGGCGCACUAUGAACUCGCAACCGCCAAGAAAAGGACUUGCUAGCUUAUUGCCUUCAGAACACAAUAUUUAAUGCAGUAACACCUAGGCGCAUGGCCUUUGAGUUGAUUAACCUAAAACUUGAUUAAAAUAUAUAGGAUGGGUUAGCUCUUGCACGUGCAUAUAUAUAUAUAUAUAUAUAUGCACACACACACACAUGACACUUGGAGCGGUAUACAAGGCUAGUGCGGGGAUAACAAACCAGGGUAAGAGAGAGAAGGCAAUGGUUGAGCGCGGGAGCGAAAGAGACCCAGGUCGAAAGUUUAGAAGGCCAACAACAACAAGAACAGCAUGAAAUGAAAUAGCUGGCUGACCGACCUCAGCUACAAUUGCUCGGACGUGAAAUAGCAUUCCUUCUUAUCUCAUCGUUUUGACUCCGUUUGUACAAUGAGAUCAUAUUAACAAAUACUUGACAUGCCCGUUCCCCCACAUCCACUGCUUUCUAUAUCCUCUCCUCCAUUCUCUCUUCUUCCUCCUCCUCCAUAGAAGAUCGUAAACAAAAUUAUUGUAACAAUCCGGUUAUCAUCGGCCUAUAUGAGAAUUUUAUUCUCCAAAAGCGGCAGCACCACCAGAGCUUUUCUUUCCCCAUUCCUCCAGGGGCUCGAGCGGCCGGCGGCGACGUCGAAGUUCUCGUCAGGGCAUCCGAGCGUGACGACGGCGGUGGAAAGCAAGAGCCACCGCCACCACCUCCACCUCUUCUACCAUCCCCAGAGAGCUUGUAGCGGCCGGCGGAAGGAGAGCGUGGUAGUGAUCAUGGGCGCUACCGGGACCGGCAAAUCGAAGCUUUCCAUCGAUUUGGCGACCAGAUUCCCAUCGGAGGUGGUGAACGCCGACAAGAUCCAGGUCUACCGCGGCCUCGAUAUCACCACCAACAAGAUCCCUCUGGCCGAGCGCUUGGGCGUGCCGCACCAUCUGCUAGGAGAGCUCGACCCGGCGGCCGGGGAGCUUCCGGCGGCGAAGUUCAGGUGCAUGGCGUCGUCCGCCAUCGAGAGGAUCGCCGCCCACCGGCGGCUUCCGGUGGUGGCGGGCGGGUCGAACUCGUUCAUCCACGCGCUUCUGGCCGCGCGGCACGACCCCCGGGUGGACCCGUUCGCGUUGGGGGAUCGCCGGCGGGGAAGGCUGGAGCGGUUGCGGUACCCAUGCUGCUUUCUCUGGGUGGACGUGGAGGCGGCGGUGCUGGCGGAGCACCUGGACCGGCGGGUGGAGGAGAUGGUGGCGGGUGGGAUGGUGGGGGAGCUGGAAGCGUACUUCGCGGCGGAGGGGGCGGAGCCAGGGCGGCACCCGGGCUUGGAGAAGGCGAUCGGGGUGAUGGAGUUCCGGGAGCUUUUCCAGAAAGGGAAAGGGACGGCGGAGUACGCGGCGGCGGUGGCGGCGAUCAAGGCGAACACGCGGCGGCUGGCGGAGGAGCAGUUGCGGAAGGCCCGGCUGGGAGGCGCGGGGCCGGCGGCGGAGGCGGCGGCGUGGGAGCGGGACGUGGUGAGGCCCAGCGUCGCCGCGGUGGAGAGGUUCCUGGAGUCGGUGGUCAGCUGAGUUCGUGGGUUCUCUCUGGCUCUUCCCUCUACUCUCAGCCCAGGCCGGCGUUUUUCUGAAAAGAAUGAGAAAAGGUAACUGAAGGGGCCAAAAAGGAACGGGGGAAACGUCUAAAGGGAAGGCUGCGAUCUUGCUUUUUAAAAUUAGUUUUCAGAAUUUUGCCCGGGGGAGGGUGAGGCAGGAUUUAGCGGGGAGUCGGGGCACAGGAGGCGGCCAAUUUUGGCGCGUUCGGACGCCCUGACACGAGCGUGGAUGCCGACUGAGUCGUGGAGGUGGGGAACGGAAGGGACAGAGCUGUAGAGCGUCCGAGAAGCAAAAAUUAAAAAAUAUAUAAUACUAGUAAAACAAAUGCUGUCAUCUCGGUCACUGCAUCUUCUUCCCGUUCCCGUCCUCCAUCUCUCUAUUUUCCUACUUGGGAAGGGAAGCACGACCACAUUUUAGUUGUGGAUUUGAGAGAUGGGGAGGGAGAUUUGCCGAGUGUAUUGUCGGGAGGCGUGUGAUGUGGGUGGAGGCGAACACCUACAUCCCCAGCACAAGUACGAAUUCUUCUGUGCAAUCGGUUUUUUAAAAAUAAAAAAUAGAGCUCUUUUUUGGAGUAUCUUUUCGCCUAGAGAAAGUUGUCAACGAUUAUUCCUGUCCUCAGGCAUCUUUUCCGUGCUGAAUGUAAAAACCCCAGUUCUUCCCUUUUAUUUCACUCAUUAUUUCCACUAAUAUCUAUAAGUUUAGAUAUAUAUUUUGACCUACAAGUUUACAUCAGCUUAUACACCAACCUACAUCAACAGGCCUAUAUCGGCCCAUAUACCGACCUGCAUCAACGAGCCUAUGUCGGCUUAUAUGUCGACC